GGCGGGCGGCCGGCAGGCGCGAUGCCCCGGCCGGGCCCCGCCGCCCCGGGCACGGUCCUGCUGCUCCUCGUCCUGCUGCUCACCGACUCCUCGCAAGCUGUCCUGCUGCGGGCGCGGGAGGCGGCUCAGUUCCUGCGGUCCAGGCAGCGUCGGGCCUACCAGAUCUUCGAGGAGACCAAGCAAGGCCACCUGGAGCGAGAGUGCAUCGAAGAGCUCUGCGUCAAGGAGGAGGCCCGGGAGGUCUUUGAGAACGACCCGGAGACGGACUAUUUUUAUCCGAGAUACCUGGAAUGCAUUCAGAAAUAUGGGUCUCCUUAUACCAAAAGUCCAGAUUUCAUUACAUGCGUUCACAAUUUGCCGGAUCAGUGCAUCCCGUAUCCUUGCCAGAGAGAGGGGACGCUUACCUGCCAAGACCUAGUGGCCAAUUUCUUUUGUCAGUGCAAACCCGGCUGGAAAGGGAGAACGUGUGGCCAAGAUAUUAAUGAAUGCGGCGAGCAGAAUGGAGGCUGUAAUCAAAUCUGUUACAACAAGCCUGGCAGCUUCAGCUGCGGCUGCUAUACCGGUUACACGCUCCUCCCGGACAGUAAGACGUGUGAAGACAUAAAUGAGUGCUCGGAGCCGGACGCCUGCGGUGAAGCUCUCUGUAAGAACUUGAUGGGAUCCUACACCUGCCUUUGUGAGGAAGGCUACAAGUUUGAUAGCGAGAAAAAGGUCUGCCAAGAUGUGGAUGAAUGCGAAGAAAAACGGUGUGAGCAGACCUGCGUCAAUUCUCCGGGGAGUUACACCUGCCACUGUGAUGGCAGAGGGGGAGUGAAAUUGUCUCAUGAUAUGAACACUUGUGAGGACAUUUUGCCAUGUGUGUCAUUUAACACGGCCAAAAGCAUAAAGUCCUUGUAUCUCGGCCGGAUGUUCAGUGGAACUCCUGUGAUUAGGCUUCGCUUCAAAAGAAGGCAGCCCACAAGACUUGUGGCUGAGUUCGACUUUAGAACCUUUGAUCCUGAAGGUAUCCUUUUCUUUGCCGGAGGCCACCGAGACAGCACGUGGAUAGUGUUGGCUUUGCGCGGCGGGAGGUUAGAGCUGCAACUGAAGUUCGGCGGGAUAGGUCGGGUGACCAGCAGUGGGCCAACAAUCAACCAUGGCUCGUGGCAAACGAUUUCAGUGGAGGAACUGGAGCGGAGUCUGGUGAUCAAAGUCAACAAGGAUGCUGUCAUGAAAAUAGCCGUCUCUGGAGAUCUCUUUCUGUUAGACAAAGGACUGUAUCAGCUGAACCUCACCGUGGGAGGCAUUCCUUUUAAAAAUAAAGACCUCAUUCAGCCUAUAAACCCGCGGCUGGAUGGUUGCAUGAGGGGCUGGAACUGGUUAAACGGCGAAGACACCACCAUCCAAGAAACCGUCAAGGUGAAUCACAAAAUGCAGUGCUUCUCCGUGACGGGAAGGGGAUCCUAUUUCCCCGGCAGCGGAUUCGCUUAUUUCGAUCUCGAUUACGUGCCGUCGUCAGCCGGAGCUAACGGAAGCUGGGAAAUCGAGGCAACCGCUAGCAUUCACCCGGCCACCGACACGGGGGUCCUGCUGGCUCUCGUUAGCCAAGACAAGGCCAUCUCGCUCUCCGUGGCCCUAGUGGACUUCCAUUCAACGAAAAAGCUCAAAAAGCAGCUGGUCAUCCUGGCGAUCGAGAACGUGGCCGUGUCCCUGAUGGAGAUCAAAGUCUGUGACGGGCAGGACCACCUGGUGGAGAUCUCCGUCAGCCGGGACGCGGCGGCCCUGGCCGUGGACGGGACCCGGGGCCGCAGCGACCUGAGCCCGGCGCAGCUGGAGGAGAGGCUGGCCACCCUGAGGGGCCACCUGCGCGGCCCGCUCACCACCUUCGUCGGAGGACUGCCAGACGUCCCCGUCACCUCGGCUCCGGUCACCGCCUUCUACCACGGCUGCAUGACCGUGAAGGUCAACGACAAGACACUGGAUUUAGACGAGGCCGUCUACAAGCACGGCGACAUCACGUCUCACUCCUGCCCCCCGAUCGAGCCUUCGCCUCAGUAGGCUCCGGCCGCGCCGGGCCCCGAGUCCCGGAACGGGAACCUUUUCCCGCCGGGCUUUCUUUGGAUCGAAAAGAUAAAUUAUUCAGACUCCCCGCCCCGUCCCAACCCCGCCACCGCGUGUAUAGUUUCUUUAAAAACACUGAAGUUACGUAGGAGCGAUCGAUCCCCGUGCUGAAUCGAUCGUGGCCGUCGCCCUGCCUGACGGCGCCCCAUUUGUAAUAUAUUGUAAAUAGUUCAGAUGACAAAUAUCAGCAAUCCCAAACGACGCGUAGGCUCCCAACGAAGUUUCCCCGAAGAAAAUAUUAAGACGGCCCGACAGCAGGCCUCUGAGGAGGGGAACCCGGGCGACGUUUCGCCGUAGGCUUGGAGGAAAUACUAGUUCUGUCUUAUUUUUAUUACCGAACACCGCUUUCUGAUCUCUGAAAUAUGACAGAUUAAAAGAUUUACAUGAAAAUUU
Messenger RNA from Tachyglossus aculeatus (Australian echidna), 2493 nucleotides. It is a transcript of the gene GAS6, whose product is annotated as growth arrest specific 6. Bases 22 to 2037 code for a protein of 671 amino acids. The record is from RefSeq and is a predicted model, not a curated record. NCBI's taxonomy places the organism in Eukaryota, Metazoa, Chordata, Mammalia, Monotremata, Tachyglossidae. The transcript has 15 exons. Gene Ontology annotation, cellular component: extracellular region. Gene Ontology annotation, molecular function: calcium ion binding.